AUCAAAAUCUGCACGGGAUUCUGUUGUGCGAGUGAUACUCGUGCAGAGUCUACUCCGCGGCUCCGCGCGGGCGCACGCAGAUGGGCAUCAGCCCCUCCAAGCGCGUGGACGCUGCGCUGCGCCGCGCGCCGUUGUUCGCCGCCGCCUGCGACGCCGCCUUCGACCGGUGCCUCGCCGACGCGCAGCGCCGCUUCCCGGGCGUCCGCCGGUACCAGCUCGCCGACGCCGCCGCACACCUUCACUCGGAGCUCAGCGCGUCCGUCCCGCUGGUCCGGCGCUGGGUGCCCUCGCCGCCGCCCCGCGUCCGAGUCGACGCCGCGCUCCGCGCCGCUGGGCUAGAGGACGAGGCAGAGCUCUCGCGACUCCAGUUCCGGGAGUUUGCCGUCGAGCUGUUCAGGGAGGCCGUGCUGGCCGGAGCUGCGGACCUCCUCCGCGCGCCCGCAGCCGCGGCCGGGAUCGUCGGGAUAGGCAUGGUGGCUCGAGCCGCUCCCCCGGUGGUCGGGAGGAUCGUCGCCGUCUGCGCCGCUAGCGUGGCCACCGCAGUUUACCUCAGCCUGGGCUAGGGUUUCCCCCCCAAAUUCUAGUGAUGAUUAGAGAACCUAUACAAACCACUUCCCACAGCUCUGCUGUGUUACGGUUGAACCUGGAUUCAACGGCAGUUGUUGCAGUAAUGCAUUUUAUGAUCGGAUUGAGCUCAAAUGCCAUUGAAUCAGCUGUGCAAUGUUUCACUGUCAAAUCGCAUUCCUGAAAGAACUAAAGGAUUUGCUGCUGCAUGAGAUAUUUGUAUAGUUUAUAUUUGAUCCAUAAACUUACUACAUUUUACCCUUUUUUCUCUGAAUUGAUUGUGCAAAUGAUGUACAUGUGACGAUAUAACAGAAGAAAGUAGUUCCAACUUGCUU
Zea mays is the source of this 899-nucleotide messenger RNA. RefSeq lists its product as uncharacterized. Bases 81 to 563 code for a protein of 160 amino acids. The record is from RefSeq and is marked validated. The transcript has a single exon. NCBI's taxonomy places the organism in Eukaryota, Viridiplantae, Streptophyta, Magnoliopsida, Poales, Poaceae.